CUGAAAAUUGGAUAGUGAGGGAGCAGCCGGCUGGUGGGAGGAGCCAUUAGGUGGAGCAGAGCUGCUGGUGAAGCCUGAGCACAAUGACAACAUCCCAGAAGCACCGAGACUUUGUGGCGGAGUCCAUGGGGGAGAAGCCGGUGGGCAGCCUGGCUGGGAUCGGUGAAAUCCUGGGCAAGAAACUGGAGGAAUGGGGCUUUGACAAGGCCCUUGGCCAGUUCCUGGUGCUGAAGAAUGACGAAGACCUCUUCCAGGAGUGGCUGAAGGACAUGUGCGGUGCCAAUGCCAAGCAGUCCCUGGACUGCUUAGGCUGCCUCUGGGAGUGGUGUGAUGCCUUCUUGUGAUGCUGCCUGGGGGCCCCCAGCCCC
Erinaceus europaeus (western European hedgehog) is the source of this 368-nucleotide messenger RNA. RefSeq names its product barrier-to-autointegration factor-like. The transcript has a single exon. Gene Ontology annotation, molecular function: DNA binding. The coding region runs from base 84 to 344 and encodes 86 amino acids. Lineage: Eukaryota; Metazoa; Chordata; Mammalia; Eulipotyphla; Erinaceidae. The record is from RefSeq and is a predicted model, not a curated record.